AUGUCUGUCGCUGUGUCUAUGUUCCGUUGGAUAGAUUUACUUGAAAAAGAGUUUGACAAGGCUUUUGUUGAUUUAGACUUGCUGCUAGGGGAAAUAGACCCCGACCAGAGUGAAAUAACGUACGAUGGACGGCAAAAAAUGACCUCUUUGUCGUCGGUUUUCGCUCAAAUGGUUCACAAAGCACAAGCAAUAUUUCAAGCCAACGCGAAAUUGGAGGUGGGAAUAUAGAUUAACAUGUCAAGAAUUUGUUUUGAAGAUAGGCUAAUGGGUUAAAUAAGAGUCUUUGUUAAGUUUGGAGUGGCUUUUAGGUAUUUAAGUACAGUUCAAUCUAGGUUAACCGCUCGAAAGUUGAUAGCGUAUAAAAGUAAAAAUAUAGCUCAAAUAUUGUGUAUUUAAUUUAAUUAUGUCGGGGUUUAAUUGGAUUAAGUAACAGUAAUAGUGUAAUUUUUUUGAUUAAAUCGGUUUUACAGCAAGUUUUAGAAAUUUCUAGCCCAAUUCUCUCACAGCAUGAAUAACAAGACAAAAGUGUAAUUCAUUGACUGUUCACUUGUCAAGGUGAACUGAGGUGACAGAACCAAGGAGUGGGAGGUUGUUGCCCCCCCCCCCCCAGUAGUUUCACAACAAUGUUAAUCAUUACUAAACAUGCUGUUACACAUUGCGAUUUUGAGACGGGGGGGGGGGUCAAACUCCCCCCUGAUGCACUGUGCCCUUGAAACCAGUGAACCACUUGCUUGAUCUUUUCCAGGCUGAACUUGUGUCAAUGAGACAUGAUAUUACUGAAGAACAUGCUGCCAGAGAAGUUUUGGAAAAAGAAGUUACAAGUUUAUUAGUCCAGUUACACAGAGUUCAACUGCAGUUGCAUUCUAAUUCUGAGACACCUGACUCAGAAACUAUUCGGGAAAAAUUGGUAAGGACAAGCCAGUGUGGAAAGGUUGUAUCGAGCAACCGAGAUAUAUCGGGCAUGCAAUUUUGGUGCUUUCUAUAUAUUUACUAUUACAUUUUGGGUUUGACUGUACAUUUGACAAAAGUAACUUAAAAAAGUGAGAUUGUUCAAAGAUCACUAAUUUAUUCCUGCAUUAUCUUAGGCAAGUGAACUGACUAAGCACAAGAAAGAUGCAAUGAAAGAAGCAAGAACUGCCGCAAUGCUAAAACAAUACGAGAAAGAAAAUAUUGAAUUAAGAAAUCAUGUAUUUAGUUUGCAAGGCGAGGUAUAUGGCGCCAGGUUGGCUGCAAAAUAUCUUGACAAGGAACUGGCUGGAAGGUGUGUACUGCAAGUUUUCUUGAUGCCAACCUUACAGAAUCAAUCAAAUUUUAAUUAUUAUUGUCGAUUUCAGGUAACUUUUCAACACGCUGUUCCCAAGUUCAUUGCGAACUUGCCAAUUACGUUGUCAAGUUUGGAAGUUGGGUGUGAACUUCGCAACAAAGUUCGCAAGUUCAUUUCAAAGUUCAAACUUUGAUUGUAAACAAAUGUUCAUAGUUGGAGUUGAAAUUACUGUAUAAGGCCCUAUGCACAUAUUACUGCAGUAAAAUAUUGGUCCAGUGGUCUCCCAAGACGAAAAUUUUUACAUUUGUUUACAAUCGAAGUUCGAACUUUGAAAUGAACUUGCGAACUUUGUUGCGAAGUUCCUGCCCAACUUCCGAAUUUGGAAACGUAAUUGGCAAGUUGACAACAAACUUGGGAAUCACGCUUUGAAAAGUAAUCUGAAAUCGACAAUAAUCAUACUUGAUAUCUCUAUAAGAUCUGUCUGAAAUGCUCUCUCAGUAUAUUGAUCUAAGGUAGUAAUGUACCGGUACCCAUUUUAGGAUACAACAAAUUCAACUAUUGGGACGAGAUUUACGUGGGGACGAACACAAUACACUAUGGAGCCAAAUCGAGGCUGAAAUCCACCUUCAUCGUCAUAAAACUGUUAUAAGAGCAUGCCGUGGCAGGAAGAAUCCUUUCAAAAAGACGCCCGCCCCUCCUGUCAUCUCUGAAAUUGACGAAGGAGAUACAGAGUUGAAGGCUCGUAGACGAAGGGGGAUUGGAGAUACAAGAACUAUAUUGAUAACCAAGAAUAAAAAUGAAGGCCUUGGUAUCUCAAUUACAGUAAGUGGGGAAACAUAACUAAAAUUGUAUGAAUUGUAUGAAUUUAAACAGGGCUUUCCAUGUCAGAAGAGUUCUACUCAUUUUUUUAUUAAAAUCAUAACUAACAUAAUGGUUGUAUAAAACUCUGGGCAAAGACUAAAACUCUGUUAAUUAUUCAUUCCUCUUGUGCCUCAUUCUUACAUUAAUUUGAGGUGAAUGUAAAAGGUGGAAUGGCUGGGCGGAAUGGGUUAGCAUUAAAAUAAAUUUCUCAAAAACUUUGUUUUCACAUGCCAUUCUACAUUCUGUUACAUAUGCCAUUCCGCAUGAUCUUUUACAUUCACCGUAGUUUACACCAAGCUAGGCAUUGAACUUUAUUCACUACUGUUUAUUAUGAAGCCCAUAACUUGAACUGGGAAAUGACUUGAGCAAGAUUUGAACAAGCUUGCACUUAAUAAAAUGAAUAUGGACUGCUACAACACAAUAGACAAUUCCCAUUAUGGACUAAUUUUAAAACUAGGCAAGGAGAUGCAAAUAAAUCGCCACAGCUAGAAAGAGCAUACUUAAUUAGUAAAUUUGCAAAGUUUGGUUGCGAAAUGUUGUAAAAUACAGAAAAUAUAGCCUUGCAAAGUUUGCAAAUUUGUAUACUUUUGUAUUGCGUGCGGAAAUUCCUGCCACAUUUGAGCCGAAAAUGGUAGCAAUUUCCGCACGCAAUACAAAGUAUACAAAAUUUACAAACUUUGCAAGGCUAUAUUUUCCGCAUUUUACGAUAUUUUGCAACCAAACUUUGUAAUUUUACUAAUUUUAGUAUCCUCUUUCUAGCUGUGGUGAUUUAUUUGCAUCUCCUUGCCUAGUUUUAAAAUUAGUCUACAAUGGAAUUAUCUAUUUCCAUGAAAUCAGAGAACUGAACAAUCAUAAACCGGAUUAUGAUUUCUUGCAGGGUGGCAAGGAGCAUGGUGUGCCAAUUUUAAUCUCAGAAAUCCAUGCUGGUCUACCAGCAGAGCGAUGUCAGGGUGUCUAUGUAGGCGAUGCAAUAUUGUCAUGUAACGGUAUAGGUCUCCAGGAAGCUAAGCAUUCUGAAGCAGUCAAAGUAUUAUCAUCAUUGCACGGUGAGAUUGUCAUGGAAGUUCUCUAUGUGGCUCCUGAUGACUCGAGUGAUGAGGACGAAGCUGAUUGGGAAAAGAAAGAUGAGAAAAGGUUCACAUAUAUUAUAUUAUAUACAUGUACAGUACGAGUGUGUUUUGGUUCUUGAAAUGCUAAUGAGUGCUUGAUAUCAUAUAGAUAGAGCAGAUAUGUAGUGUUUUGUUUGUGAUGUUACUCUGAGUGUGCAUCCACACCGGGCAAGCUGAAAAGUUUUGCUAUUUGAAAAAGGUGUUUUGCUAUUUGA
Paramuricea clavata is the source of this 3449-nucleotide messenger RNA. NCBI's taxonomy places the organism in Eukaryota, Metazoa, Cnidaria, Anthozoa, Malacalcyonacea, Plexauridae. The record is from the annotation of a GenBank genome assembly.